This is a messenger RNA of Cydia strobilella, 789 nucleotides long. RefSeq lists its product as uncharacterized. Lineage: Eukaryota; Metazoa; Arthropoda; Insecta; Lepidoptera; Tortricidae. The transcript has 2 exons. The record is from RefSeq and is a predicted model, not a curated record. The coding region runs from base 1 to 789 and encodes 262 amino acids.
AUGGAUGCCCAAAUUACUGUCGGCGGGGUCCCAAUCGCUGUCAAGCCAACUCUGCGUUAUCUGGGAGUCGUGCUCGACAGCAAAUGGAACUUCAAGGCUCAUUUCGAGCGUCUGGCCCCAAAAUUAAUAAGCGCUGCGGCGGCCCUCGGGCGUCUACUUAAAAACUUGGGAGGGCCCAAGGCCUCGUGUCGCCGUUUAUACACGGGAGUUGUGCGCUCCAUAGCCCUGUGCGCACCCGUGUGGGCUGAUGCCAUCGGCAGACAGUGUACAGCUCAUCUGCGGAGAUCGCAGAGGGCGAUGACGCUGCGAACGGUGCGUGGAGCGGCCAAUAGCUGGCUUACGAUAGAAGCCAUCCGCCCGGUCCUAAAAGAUUGGGUGGAAAGGCGGCAUGGGGUCCUGACCUUCCGUCUGACCCAGAUCCUGUCGGGGCACGGCUGCUUUGGUCGGUUCCUGUGGAAAAUUGUGGGUCGUGAACCAACCCCUGAAUGCCACGAAUGCGGAGCGGAACAAGAUACGGCCCAGCACACGCUGGAAGUGUGUCCAGCAUGGGGCUCGCAGCGAUCCGUACUCAUUUCUGUAGUAGGGUCGGACUUGUCCUUACCGGCAGUGAUUGCUGCCAUGGUGAGGCAAGACACGGCGUGGCAGGCGAUGCUCUCCUUCUGCGAGGAAGUGGUGGCGCAGAAAGAGAAAAAAGAGCGCGAAAGGGAGAUUGCGGCGGAAGCAGACUCUACUCGCCGUCGAAGAGUAGGGAGGAGGCGCGCUGCGCACGACCGAAAUCUCCCACCCUAA